Messenger RNA from Spodoptera litura, 878 nucleotides. Its product is annotated as trypsin, alkaline C-like. The record is from RefSeq and is a predicted model, not a curated record. Gene Ontology annotation, molecular function: serine-type endopeptidase activity. NCBI's taxonomy places the organism in Eukaryota, Metazoa, Arthropoda, Insecta, Lepidoptera, Noctuidae. Gene Ontology annotation, biological process: proteolysis.
AAAUAUCGCUCAACUAUACCGAAUAGUCACAGUUGAUACCGAGGACCACAAAUAACAUAAUGCGUGCCUUCGCCUUACUAGCUCUCUGCAUCACGGCUGUCGCAGCCGUCCCUUCAAAUCCUCAAAGGAUUGUGGGCGGUUACGUUACCAGCAUCAGUAGAUACCCCAGCAUUGCUGCCCUCCUCUACACUUCGAACUGGAACCAGUACUCGCAAGCAUGUGGUGGAACCGUCAUUAAUAACAGAUCCAUCUUGACUGCUGCCCACUGUAUUGCUGGUGACGAAGUCGGCCGUUGGCGCAUUCGAGUUGGAUCUACUUUUGCCAACAGCGGUGGAGUUGUCCAUAACGUCAAUCAGCACAUCGUUCAUCCCUCAUACGACUUUAGAUCCCUAGACAAUGACAUCGCUAUCCUGCACUCUGCCUCUAGCUUUUCUUUCAACAACAAUGUACGCGCAGUGUCUAUUGCUGGGCUUUACGUCUGGGCUGCUGGAUGGGGAACAACAUCUUCUGGUGCUAGCUCCGGCUCCGAGCAACUCCGUCACGUCCAACUUGUGACUAUAAACCACAACACUUGCAGAAACAACUACGCAGCUCAAGGUGUCAUUAUCACCGACAAUAUGUUGUGCUCUGGCUGGCCCACCGGUGGUCGCGACCAGUGCCAGGGUGACUCUGGUGGUCCUCUCUACCACAAUGGCGUCGUUGUUGGGGUCUGCUCGUUCGGAAUUGGAUGCGGCCAAGUUAACUUCCCAGGUGUGAACGCUCGUGUGUCCAGCUACACUUCUUGGAUCUCAUCCAACGCAUAAACAAACAAUUGAUUGGAAAGAUAACAAAAAAUUUUGAGUCUUUAUAAUUGAAUAAUAUACUGCCUAUGUCAUGUU